Messenger RNA from Camellia sinensis, 310 nucleotides. The record is from RefSeq and is a predicted model, not a curated record. Lineage: Eukaryota; Viridiplantae; Streptophyta; Magnoliopsida; Ericales; Theaceae.
UUGAGAGAGAGAGAGAAGAGACGAACAGUAAGACCUAAACAAAAAGGGUAAAAGAAAAACAGGGAGAGAGAGAGGAAGAAGAAGAUCGAAGAAGAUGGGAGGAGGAAUGGAAACGAACAAGAACAGGUUCAUAGAGGAGUGGGGAAGCGCAAGGGAGAACCUGGAGCUCAACUUCAGGUGGACCCGCCGCAACUUUGCUCUCGUUGGCUUAUUCGGCAUCGCCAUCCCCAUCCUCGUCUACAAGGGCAUCGUCCGAGAUUUCCAUAUGCAAGAUAACGAUGCAGGGCGGCCACACAGGAAGUUCCUUUGA